This is a messenger RNA of Penicillium odoratum, 960 nucleotides long. Its product is annotated as NmrA/HSCARG family protein. The record is from RefSeq and is a predicted model, not a curated record. The transcript has 3 exons. Lineage: Eukaryota; Fungi; Ascomycota; Eurotiomycetes; Eurotiales; Aspergillaceae. Bases 1 to 960 code for a protein of 319 amino acids.
AUGACUCGCCUUAUCACUGUCUUUGGUGCCACUGGCAAUCAGGGGGGUUCCGUCAUCAACGCCAUUCUGGCACACCCCGCGGCGUCUAAGGACUUCAAGAUCCGUGGCAUCACUCGCGAUGUUUCUAAGCCUUCUGCCCAGGCCUUGCUGAAGCAGGGAGUCGAGAUCAAAAGCGCUGAUAUGGACUCGGUUGAUUCGCUCCGUGAUGCUCUUGCCAGAUCUCACAUCGUAUUACUUGUUACCACCCCUGGCUGGGGUGAGGGAGGUGCCGCAAUUGAGUUGACUCACGGCACUAACGUCGCCAACGCUGCCAAGGAGGCUGGCGUGGAGCACAUCAUCUAUUCAUCGCUCUUAAAUGUUACCGAAACCUCCAGUGGCCGGCUCACUCACGUCCCUCACUUCGAUUAUAAGCAGAAGACGGAGCAAUACAUUCGCUCCACCGGCGUUCCCGCAACCUUCGUUCUUCCCAGUUAUUUCAUGUCUAAUUUUGCUGCCUUCGGCAUGAUCCGUAAGGGCGAAGACGGGGUUUAUAGCCUAGCAUACCCCGUUGCAGACAAUGCCAAGUUUCCCUUGAUUGACAUUCUCAAGGACCUUGCUGAGAGCUAUCCUGAAAAGGUGUUCUGCAAAUUUGUCCUCGCCGGCAUCUUGAAGCGCACUGAGCUAAUCGGCGCCCAGAUCUUGGCCGCUGACAACUACUACACUCCCGCUGAGAUUUUGAAUAAUUUUGAGGCUGUCACUGGACAAAAAACCCGCUAUGUGCAGGUCGACUCGGACACAUACAAGAGUUUCAUGCCCCCCGCGCUUGCAGAUGAGUUGCUGGAGAACCAUCUCUUCAUCGAGGAACCUGGCUACUAUAACGGCCGCAGCCUUGACAGCACCAAGGCACUUUUGUCGAGCGUUGGCCCAAAGACCGAGACCUGGAAGCAGUACGUUGAGAAAUACAAGGACUCUUUGCUCUGA